This is a messenger RNA of Clarias gariepinus (North African catfish), 3054 nucleotides long. It is a transcript of the gene sh3bp5lb, whose product is annotated as SH3-binding domain protein 5-like, b. Bases 193 to 1548 code for a protein of 451 amino acids. The record is from RefSeq and is a predicted model, not a curated record. Gene Ontology annotation, biological process: negative regulation of protein tyrosine kinase activity; intracellular signal transduction. The transcript has 7 exons. NCBI's taxonomy places the organism in Eukaryota, Metazoa, Chordata, Actinopteri, Siluriformes, Clariidae. Gene Ontology annotation, molecular function: protein kinase inhibitor activity. Gene Ontology annotation, cellular component: cytoplasm.
UUUUGAUUCUUCUGUGCUGGACAUGUUAGCAUGUGGAAGAGUGAGAGUGUGCCAUUUGGGAAGCAGAGGGUUAUCCCAGUGGAUCUUCCAGGAUGAGGCAGGGAGGGGGGAAAUCCUUUACAUACACACUUACUGCGGCCGGAGAGAGCAGGGGAUGAGAGGAGACCUAAUACACUCCAACAAAGGCCGCGGAUGGAGCCGGGGAGGUUGCGUGAGAAUCCCCCCGGUUCUGGUGAGCCCGAGCCCGGGGACUGGAGGGGAGAGACUCCCGGUGUAGAGGCAGAGGAGGAGAGGAAACACAGCGCUGUGGUCAGCAUCAAUGGCCCAGCAUCCGAGGCUGGGUGUGUCGAGACCGGGGGGAUCACAGUGCGGGAGGAUGAGGAGGAAGAGGAUCAGUACAAAGAUGAAGAACUGGACCCUAGAAUACAGGAGGAACUGGAGCAUCUCAACCACGCGAGUGAAGAAAUAAACAGACUGGAGCUGCAGCUGGAUGAGGCACGGUCGAGUUACAGGAAGAUCCUCACCGAGUCAGCACGCAAACUCAAUGCUCAGGGCUCCCAGCUUGGUGCAUGCAUUGAAAAAGCUCGGCCGUACUACGAAGCCCGCAGACUAGCGAAAGAGGCCCAACAGGAAACGCAGAAGGCAGCGCUGCGCUACGAGCGCGCCGUCUCCAUGCACACGGCCGCGAGGGAGAUGGUGUACGUGGCUGAGCAGGGGCUCCUGGCUGACAGGAACACGCUGGAUCCGACCUGGCAGGAGAUGCUCAAUCACGCAACAGCUAAGGUGAACGAGGCCGAGGAGGAGCGGCUGCGGAGCGAGAGGGAACACCAGCGGGUCACACAGCUGUGUCAGGAGGCCGAGGCACGGGUACAGACUCUACAGAAAGCGCUAAAGAGGGUCAUCGUCAAAUCCAAACCGUACUUCGAGCUCAAGGCCCAGUUCAACCACAUCCUGGAGGAGCACAAGGCCAAGGUGGUCCAGCUGGAGGAGCGCGUGGCGAAGGUGAAGACGCGCUACUCUGUGGCUCUACGCAACCUCGAACAGAUCAGCGAGCAGAUCCACGCUCAGAGGGGGCGCGCCAGGGCAGCCAGGCAACGGAACCGAGCCCGCGGAGGGCGGAGCUCCCCGGUAGGGGCGGAGGCAGAGGGUGCGAUACAGGCCGGGGCUUACGGCGGGGUCGGAGCGAGUCUGUUGGAUAACGAUUGGGCAGAUCAGGAGAAAACCAGGCAGUGGGUCGAGAAGCACAGGGAAGAGGGGUGGGGCCACAGGCCCGAGAGGGCGGGGUCCGACUCGCUGUCCGUCAUCAGCCUGCAGACCAUCGCCUCGGAUUUGGAGAAGUGCGACUCGGUGGAGCACCUGGGAGAUUUAAGCGACGUCAGCAGCGUAAUCGGAGAGGACAGGGAGGGGGCGGAGCAGGAGAGAGAGAAGAAGCGAGCGAGUGCACUCAGGCAGGGAAAAGAGAAUGAAUCAGGGGCCUCAGGGACCGAACAGCCGCAGAGGGAUCGGGAGAACUUCGUUAAGCAGCAUCACAGAAGCGUGAGCUUGUAAGGAGUCCUGAUAUAACGCACCUUUAAACCUCAAGGUCCAGGCCUUUUGCUUCAGCCUUUCACGCCGUCCUCUCUAAUCUCUCAGAGGCAGUGUUACAAUUCUCGCCGUCUCGUAAAAAACGGCUUUUGAGCGCACUCGCGCAGACCGAGACGUAAUAGACAGAACGCAGCGUGAGUGAGAGGAGAGCGUGAAAGGCUGCAGCGGAAGGCAACGAAACGCUCUAUCAGCUCCUCCAGGACUCCCGCCCGGCAGCGGUGGCUGAGAGAUAGAAAUCAUUUUUACUCAGUAAUGACUAAAAGAAGCUGAAUAAUAUAGAGGGAGAAACGUGUAAUGAGUACCCGGCAUGGCGUCGUUUCUGUGUUGCCGCAUAUAGACCAGAGCAUAAUGUUAUUUCUUCUGCUUCUUUUUUUCCCCAUGUUUUUUUUUUCCUCUUCAUAUUAACGAAUAACAAUAAAGGAGAGAAAUACAGAGGUGACGAGUCAGCGCGUCCUCGCUCUCACUUGCGAAGGUACGAGACAGGGCGAUAAAAGGGAGACAGGGUGUAGCUACUACAGUCUAACACGCAGAUUGUAAAAAGAUCCUCAUGGAUCGGGGACUAAAAAUAGCGACAGGUAUGCUGUGAAAGAGAGAAGGGGGGGUUUAGCCGUGUAUCACUUUGAGUUCUGCUGCUUUAGUGUCAGACAUACGCUGCAAAAUCCAUGCAGUCACUGGAAUCAGUUUGAGCUGCAAAAAAAAACAAGCUGAAACCCAUGAAAAUGCAAUGAUGCGCUUCGGUUUUGACUGUGAAAAGCCACGUUUCGAAAAAAAAAUGGAUUCGAAGAAAGGGAGCUGUUCUGGAGUGCCUUGCUUCCAUAUCUAGGCUAAACGUUUUGUUUAAAAAAUAAUAAUAAUAAAAAAAAUUCAGUAUGCUGUCCCGAGGUAUAUUCGUAUUUAUAGGACGUCGUGGCAUUCAUCGUAACAUAGUGUGGUACUGAACAUAUUAGUCUUGGCAUAGUUAUUUUUAAUCUAUUGAGAGUGUUACAUAUUUAGUGCCACAUUAGGGUUUUAUUUUUAUUUUUUUGAGAACAUAACGUAUAAUAAAUACAUGUUUACAAGUUGAAAUAACUGGAUCGCCGGUUGAUGAAGAACCGAAGAUGCACUUACUGUAGCGCCGAUAACGUAUCCGAGAUAGGAUUAAAAAGAAACAUGAACGGGCACUACUGUACCGCGUGCACGUCUGUGCUCCUUUAACCUUCCUCCCUUCCUUCUAUCCCUCAGAAUUCUUCUGUAAAUCCCCUUAUUCUUCUCUCGCUUACUCUCCUGUAGUUCAAGCACUGGAAAAAAAUAAAUUAACAACCCGAUAAGGUACGAUCCGUGUAAGUAAUUUCUCACAAGUUCUCUGUACCUGCAAUGAAAAGUAUGCUAUAGAGGAAUAUCUUAUAGACUUAUAUAUAUAUAAUAUAUAAUAUAUACAUAUAUUACCGGGUAAAUGUAUGAUGUAAUGAUGUUUGAAUAAAUGUUAAUUUA